AUGUGCGCUAGAGAGAACAUCGAUGAGCUCAUGAAAAAGAAAUUCGGGUGGCUUCGCGCCUUCCGAAAGUCCGAGAAGCUGCUCAAGGCGCAGGAGAAGGAGUCCAAGAAGGCGGACAAGGAGGCCAAGUCGGCGGGGCCGAAGAAGAACGCCAAGGAGGACCACGAGUCGGUCGUGCACGGCUGGAAGCUCAAGCUCAAGAAGCGGACCUCCAAGGAGGGCAAGGCAGACACCUUCGACAUGCAGGCGCCCGGCACCGCCCGGCCCGUUGACGUCGAGCGGGAGCCCGCCGAAGUACUCGUCCUCGACGUCGAAGGUGCGCUGCAGCACGGCGUCGUCUCCGACGAACCAGCGGUACUCGAAGUCGACGCUGAGCUUGGACGCCUGCCAGCCGCACACGGCUGCCCAAACCGCCAUGCAGACGACAACUGCCACCUGGACCGGCUUGCGCGCGAGGGCCGGCGCGUAGUGGCGGCGCAGCACGGAGCGCAGGAGCCCCUCCUCGGGCGCCUUGACGGCGGCGCAUGA
This is a messenger RNA of Emiliania huxleyi CCMP1516, 528 nucleotides long. RefSeq lists its product as hypothetical. The record is from RefSeq and is a predicted model, not a curated record. The transcript has 4 exons. NCBI's taxonomy places the organism in Eukaryota, Haptophyta, Isochrysidales, Noelaerhabdaceae. Bases 1 to 528 code for a protein of 175 amino acids.